UAAAUAGUUUUGUUUUAAUUAAUUGUCAAUACAUGAGGUGAAAUUUAAUUCGUGUGGUAAAGGAAUCAAAUCUUAACAGUUGCAGGCAACCAAUAAGAAAAUAAAGUAAAACUUAAGAAAACAUGUUAAACAUCAUUAUCAUAAACCAUAAAACUCCAAAACUCUCAAACUCCCCAAACGCCAUGCCCAAUUCUUUGCCCCAUUACAACAACAACGAUAAUUAUCAACAAAAUGGUUUCGGUAGCAAUAAUUUCGGUUCAUCGAAUUUUCUUUCACCCAAUAGUAUUAAUGAUCGCCAAUCCAUGCUGAAUGCCCAAUCUAGAAGAAAAUUUAGUUUUCCCGCAACACUACACUCGACUUCGCUACUAGAAGUUAAUCAAAAUUCCACCCGUAGACGUUUAAGUAAUGUUAGUGAUGUGGUAACGAGAAAAUUAUCAUAUACCAUAGGCUGGAAGGCGGCACAGAUACCGGCCCAGGAUAUAAUAACACAAGGACGGUGCCUAUGUGGUCAAUAUAUAAAAAGACGUUUACGUCGCUCCGGAUUGUUUAAUAAAAAGUUAGGCCUACAACGUAUUCGCAGUAUUUUGGGUACAUCGACUAUGUCGGUUGUAAGAGAGGUAUUUCCCGCUGUUAUGGUGGUAAGUUAGAAAGGAAGAAGUCAA
Molecule: messenger RNA, 662 nt
Organism: Lucilia cuprina (Australian sheep blowfly)
Lineage: Eukaryota; Metazoa; Arthropoda; Insecta; Diptera; Calliphoridae
Exons: 3
Coding region: 123-647 (174 amino acids)
Source: RefSeq, a predicted model, not a curated record